Messenger RNA from Lentinula edodes (shiitake mushroom), 1737 nucleotides. RefSeq lists its product as uncharacterized. The transcript has 11 exons. The coding region runs from base 1 to 1737 and encodes 578 amino acids. NCBI's taxonomy places the organism in Eukaryota, Fungi, Basidiomycota, Agaricomycetes, Agaricales, Omphalotaceae. The record is from RefSeq and is a predicted model, not a curated record.
AUGUCUUUCUGGGCGAAGAAUAUUGCUUCAGGUUCUAGUAUCGAACUAGUUCCUAGUCAAGAUCUCCGAAUCACGAAUGUUGCGAUUGGUGAUGACUAUAAAGACGCGCUAGGCCGUACCAGUCUUGUGAUUUCUUCCGCUAGAAACACCGCCAACUCAAAUGUCCAAGCGUUCACAAUUGCCAACUUGCUUGUUGCCCGUACCGAGCAGGUCCUCAUCAAUGUGAAGCUUGACCAAGGAUAUAAAUACAUUCUGAGUUGUCGCGGCUCUAACAACCUUACUCUUCUUGGUUACUAUGAACGUAAUCCUCCCAAUGUCCCCAGCGGAACCAACUUUAACUCUAACAUCUCUCAUGGAAAUUCGGCCUCUCGUGCUGUCGUUACGCCACCUUCUGUGAUAUCAACCACUAUCCCCACAAACGGAGCCACUUCUACCUCUACCGCUCCUUUGGGUACUUUCCGACAUGUUGCGAAUCAAUCUUCAGCGACGCUUUCCCCCAAUGCAUUAUCCGGGCACAGAUCCAUUCCCAAUACCACACCUGCAACAGUUCAAAGUACAUUGGCAGCACAUCGCCCUAUCGCCGGUAGAAUACCCCAAACGUUCAACAAAAUUCCUACCGCAGUUGGACCAUCUGGUACAACUAACCCUCCUUCCUUGAAUUCCGGUCUCAAUCCUGUGUCUGGAAGCAGAUCUAAUGCUCCUUAUUCAUUCAAUAUUGUGACCAAUGGAAUUGCGAAUGGAACAUCCUCCUUCCAGACUACGAAUCCGAGUGGUUCCCCGUACAGCUUCCCAUCAUCAUAUGGUAAUGCUUGGCCUGCCACUUCCGACCAAGCUUUCCCCCACCAAUUGACUGCUCCACAUUUCACGACAUCAUUGCCUGGUCAUGGCCAGAAGCGCAGAACGACCGAUUCGUUGGAAAAUCCAGACAGACCUCAAAAUUCUAGCUCUCCCCCAAUGAAGCGAACGAAAACUUUGGUCGACACGGACAGUUUAUACACCAUCGCUCCUAGUCAUGGUCCCUCGCCUCAUGCACACCACUAUCCUUCUACAUCUGGCCAACAUCAUACACCCUCCCUUGGUGCCACCUCCGCCACUCCCGUCUCUCUUGCAGGUGCAUCCGAACAACAUAAAAAUCCUUCUACAUCCGGCCAAUCAUCUGCUCCCUUCUCCUCGAAUCAUGUGCAUACACCGUUCUCUGGGAUCACUCCUGCCCCUCAUGAGGGUGCAUCUGAACAACAUAAAUGUCCUUCCUCAUCCCGCCAAUUGUCCAUCUCAUUGCCUUCGAGUCAUGUUCCCACUUUGUCGAACGUGAUCUGUUUCGCAGCUAUAGCGCUUAUAUUUUUCAAAGUGGGACCCUCAGAAUCGGAAACUAUCACAUUCAAAGAAUGUUUCUUCUUAUUCGCUGCUUCUAUCGAGCCAGAACCCGGUGCUUCCUUUAAAUCCACUGCUACUUUUAAGAUCCAUGCUGUCCAACAUAACGAGCAAGGUUUCCAGGUAAGAGGUGUGCCUAGUUUAUGCAACAUUGCGCGUAAAGCUGAGCCUUUGAAGGCGGAAACGAUUGGUCUGAAUUUAAAGGUUGGAGAGGGCCAAAAACUCACAUUCAAGGUCAUUGGUUCUCAUGUAUCUGGCAAAAAUUACGCUCCAAUAUUUUGGCGUUUAUAUAAGCCUUGGCUCCUUGCAAAUAUGGAGGCACUGAAAAAAGACCAAAAAAUGCAGAUAGAUGAGUUCAAAAUAUAA